Molecule: messenger RNA, 3133 nt
Organism: Peromyscus leucopus (white-footed mouse)
Lineage: Eukaryota; Metazoa; Chordata; Mammalia; Rodentia; Cricetidae
Gene: Ddx23
Product: DEAD-box helicase 23
Exons: 17
Coding region: 79-2538 (819 amino acids)
Biological process (GO): mRNA splicing, via spliceosome
Cellular component (GO): catalytic step 2 spliceosome
Molecular function (GO): RNA helicase activity; RNA binding; ATP binding
Source: RefSeq, a predicted model, not a curated record
CUCCGCGAUCAGGAAACGCGAAAGAUGGCGACUGCUCGGCGACGUUGAGGCCGCGUUAGGCGGUUCAGGCGCGGGGUGAUGGCAGGAGAGCUGGCUGACAAAAAGGACCGAGACACAUCACCCAAGGAGGAAAGGAAGCGAUCACGGACUCCUGAUAGAGAGCGAGAUAGAGACCGGGACCGGAAGUCCUCCCCAUCUAAAGAUAGGAAGCGGCAUCGGUCACGGGAGAGGCGGCGAGGAGGUAGCCGUUCGCGCUCUCGGUCCCGUUCCAAGUCUGCAGAGAGAGAACGACGACACAAAGAACGAGAGCGAGAUAAAGAGCGGGAUCGGAACAAGAAGGAGCGGGACCGAGACAAGGAUGGACACAGGCGGGACAAGGACCGCAAAAGAUCCAGCUUGUCUCCUGGUCGGGGAAAAGAUUUCAAAUCUCGGAAGGACAGAGACUCCAAGAAGGGUGAUGAGGAUGAGCACGGUGACAAGAAACCCAAGAUCCAGCCCCUGUCUCUGGAGGAACUUCUGGCCAAGAAGAAGGCUGAGGAGGAGGCUGAGGCUAAGCCCAAGUUCCUCUCCAAAGCCGAGCGGGAGGCGGAGGCUCUGAAGCGGCGGCAGCAGGAGGUGGAAGAGCGCCAGAAGAUGCUGGAAGAGGAGAGGAAGAAAAGGAAACAGUUCCAGGAUUUGGGCAGGAAGAUGCUAGAAGAUCCUCAGGAGCGAGAGCGUCGGGAGCGGCGAGAGAGGAUGGAGCGGGAGACCAAUGGGAAUGAGGAUGAGGAGGGGCGGCAGAAGAUCCGGGAAGAGAAGGACAAGAGCAAGGAACUGCAUGCUAUUAAGGAGCGUUACCUGGGUGGCAUCAAAAAACGGCGCCGAACAAGACAUCUCAACGACAGGAAGUUUGUCUUUGAGUGGGACGCGUCUGAAGACACCUCCAUUGACUACAACCCCCUGUACAAAGAACGGCACCAGGUGCAGUUGUUGGGGCGAGGCUUCAUUGCAGGCAUUGACCUGAAGCAGCAGAAGCGGGAACAGUCCCGUUUCUAUGGAGACCUAAUGGAAAAGAGGCGAACCCUGGAAGAGAAGGAGCAGGAGGAGGCAAGACUCCGCAAACUUCGUAAGAAGGAAGCCAAGCAACGCUGGGACGACCGCCAUUGGUCCCAGAAGAAGUUAGAUGAGAUGACAGACCGGGACUGGCGGAUCUUCCGGGAAGACUACAGCAUCACCACCAAAGGUGGCAAGAUCCCCAACCCCAUCCGGUCCUGGAAAGACUCGUCUCUGCCCCCACACAUCCUGGAAGUCAUUGAUAAGUGUGGCUACAAGGAGCCGACACCUAUCCAGCGCCAGGCCAUCCCCAUUGGGCUGCAGAACCGUGACAUCAUUGGUGUGGCUGAGACUGGCAGUGGCAAGACGGCAGCCUUCCUUAUCCCGCUGCUGGUCUGGAUCACCACCCUCCCCAAGAUUGACAGGAUCGAAGAGUCAGACCAGGGCCCUUAUGCUAUCAUUCUGGCCCCCACCCGUGAGUUGGCUCAGCAGAUUGAGGAAGAAACCAUCAAAUUUGGAAAGCCACUAGGUAUCCGCACUGUGGCUGUCAUCGGUGGCAUCUCCAGAGAAGACCAAGGCUUCAGGCUACGCAUGGGUUGUGAGAUUGUGAUCGCCACCCCAGGACGUCUCAUUGAUGUGCUGGAGAACCGCUACCUGGUGCUGAGCCGCUGUACCUAUGUGGUUCUCGACGAGGCAGACAGGAUGAUUGACAUGGGCUUUGAGCCAGACGUGCAGAAGAUCCUGGAACACAUGCCUGUCAGCAACCAGAAGCCGGACACAGAUGAGGCUGAGGACCCAGAGAAGAUGUUGGCCAACUUUGAGUCAGGAAAACAUAAAUACCGCCAAACAGUCAUGUUCACGGCUACUAUGCCCCCAGCGGUGGAGCGGCUAGCCAGGAGCUACCUUCGGCGACCUGCUGUGGUGUACAUUGGCUCUGCAGGCAAGCCCCAUGAGCGGGUGGAACAGAAGGUCUUCCUCAUGUCCGAAUCAGAAAAGAGGAAAAAGCUGCUGGCAAUUUUGGAACAAGGUUUUGAUCCACCCAUCAUCAUUUUUGUCAACCAGAAGAAGGGUUGUGACGUGCUGGCCAAGUCUCUUGAGAAGAUGGGGUACAACGCCUGCACACUGCAUGGCGGGAAAGGCCAGGAGCAGCGGGAGUUUGCGCUGUCCAACCUCAAGGCUGGGGCCAAGGACAUUUUGGUGGCUACGGAUGUGGCUGGUCGUGGUAUUGAUAUCCAAGAUGUGUCCAUGGUUGUCAACUAUGAUAUGGCCAAAAAUAUUGAAGAUUACAUUCACCGGAUCGGCCGUACGGGAAGAGCGGGCAAGAGUGGCGUCGCCAUCACCUUCCUCACCAAAGAGGACUCAGCUGUGUUCUAUGAACUGAAGCAAGCUAUCCUCGAGAGCCCAGUGUCGUCUUGCCCUCCAGAGCUAGCAAACCACCCAGAUGCCCAGCACAAGCCAGGCACCAUCCUCACCAAGAAGCGCAGGGAAGAGACCAUCUUUGCUUGAUGCAUUGAUGGGGUUCAGAGACACACUCUGAAGCGGGUGCCUGUUCUUUUCACCCCUCACAUCCCUCUUUCCAGGCUCUCAUCCUGGGGUUGAGGAAACAGUCCGAUUCCCUGGUCUGGACCUGUGAGGUGGGCUCCGUAGGGACAGGAAGAUGUUGUAGGAGGCAGGAGGAGCCUAUUACGUCAGGUCUGGCCCAGCUCUGCCCCUGCAGCCUCGCCGCUGUCCUGGUCACAGGGCGGCUGCCUAGCACUGUCCCCCAGCCUGAACAAACACCUGGCCACCUGGAGGGGACUUCCUUCAGCACUGUGGCUGCACUGCAGGACCGUGCUGCCCUGACUGACCGGGGAUCUGGCAUGGUGAGGAUGGUGGACCUUGGACUCUGUCACUCAGACAACAGGGUGAGAGCCUAGAGCUGUGCCCAGCCUGUGCCUCAGUGUGCUGUGCACUCUAGACGUCCCUCCCCCGGGGAAUCUGUUAGAUGUGGGGACAGGGUGAGCUGACUGUGUCCAUCUUUAAGUCACUGAGUGAAAUUUCUGUUUUCUAUUCGCUGAGAAGAUAAGUUUGUAUGUUCUGAGAAUAAAUACAUGAAUAUUAA